AUGGCUUCCUCUGUCACGUCUCUGCUCACGGCAACGACCGCCAGCUCCACCGACUCCGGCAUAUCGGCGUCCCUCAAAUUCGUCGUCUCGAACCUCCGCACACUAGUGCCAACCCAGCUAAACACCGACAAUUAUGCGAUUUGGAAAAACCAGAUCGUCAAAUUACUCCGGGCAAAUGGAUUCGAGCAUUUUCCUGAACCAUCAUGCACAUCCUCAGCGACGCAAGAUCCAUCACAAGCAGCCACCAAUGGCUCCUCAACCGCCCUCUGGCUUCUGACUGACAGAAACCUCUCCGCGGCAAUCUGUUCUACAAUCUCACCCACGAUAUUACCCUAUGUUUUAAAUCUUGAUUCAACAACAGAUAUCUGGAAAGCGCUUGAAACAAGAUUCCAAUCAUCAAACCGAUCAAAGGUUCUCCAACUUAAAAUCGAGCUCAACAGUAUCUCAAUGAAGAAUCAUACCAUGAUUCAGUAUCUCACAACUAUCAAGACUCUCGUGGAUCAGAUAGCCGAUGCUGGGUCCACAAUUGAAUCAGAAGACAUCAUCAUGUACAUCCUAAAUGGGCUACCACAACAAUAUCAAGCUUUCAAAACCACCAUUCGCACAAUGCAAAGCUCCUCGAGUCUUGAUAACUUUUACUCUCUUCUCAUAAGCGAAGAAAUUCACGUCCACAACGACGUUGCCAGAUCAUCUUUACAAACCGAUCAGCAAUCGACUCUCUAUGCAGGUUGA
This is a messenger RNA of Dendrobium catenatum, 732 nucleotides long. RefSeq lists its product as uncharacterized. The coding region runs from base 1 to 732 and encodes 243 amino acids. Lineage: Eukaryota; Viridiplantae; Streptophyta; Magnoliopsida; Asparagales; Orchidaceae. The record is from RefSeq and is a predicted model, not a curated record. The transcript has a single exon.